UCCACCAAACCCGCAGUCGCCCCGCCGUGCUCGUGCCUCGCUCGCUCACAUCGCAUCCGCGAAGCUGCGGGGGAGCGCCUCGCCGCCUUCGGCGACAACCGGCGAGAAGCUCCGUCGAAGGACCUGCUCCUUGCUUCUUCUCGUAAUCUGGGCACGCAGCUCCGUUGACGAAUCCACCGGCUGCCUCAACACCUCCUCCGACGCCAAACCCUAGUCUGGGCUGGCGGGUCCAGCACCGUCGCCUACUCAAGGAGCUCUGCAGUAAAGGAAGUGUAUAGUCACCAUGGUUCAUUUCAAGAAUAGGUACAUGGUGGUGGAGGUCUUUAUAGAUGCAGCUAGAGGUGAACAGGACCCUGUAAUCCUCACCCAAUUUAAUAUAACAAAAGUUAUAAGGGACAGCAUUCAGCUCAACUUCGGGGAGUGUGGCCUAGCUGGAUCUCUUGGAUCAUUGCAAGUUAAGUAUGUUAAUCCUGUAACAAAGCUCUGCAUUGUCCGUGUAUCACGUGAAGACCACCAGAAAGUUUGGGCUGCUAUGACAAUGGUGAGGUGCAUUGGGAAGAUCCCUGUUGCAUUCAACUUGCUCGACAUGAGUGGAAGCAUCAGGGCUUGCAAGAAAGCUGCGCUGGAGUGUGAUGAAGCGAAAUUUGAACAAUACAAGGUGGCUGCUGGUGAUCGUAUCACGGCAGAGAUCAUCCAGUCGGUAGAGAGCUGCUUUGAGAAGAUUAGAGGACUAGAGAGCUAGCAAAAAGAAAAAACUAUCUCCCCUCCUGUUUUUGUUUCGUUAUCUCUGCCCCUAAACGAAAUUAAAGGAUGAAACGGCACAUUCAGCCAUCUAGCAUUGAGCGCACACCUUUGUAUGGUCUGAAGAGUGAAAGAGGGAGGAACUUGUAUAUAUUUGCAUCGCUGAUAUUUGAUAUUCAGUUGGUCCCGAAAUGAAGGGAAAGGAGGUGUUUCAUUCUCUCU
This is a messenger RNA of Sorghum bicolor (sorghum), 963 nucleotides long. RefSeq names its product probable ribonuclease P/MRP protein subunit POP5. NCBI's taxonomy places the organism in Eukaryota, Viridiplantae, Streptophyta, Magnoliopsida, Poales, Poaceae. Gene Ontology annotation, cellular component: ribonuclease P complex. The transcript is spliced from 4 exons. The record is from RefSeq and is a predicted model, not a curated record. The coding region runs from base 284 to 742 and encodes 152 amino acids. Gene Ontology annotation, biological process: tRNA 5'-leader removal.